Anguilla anguilla (European eel) is the source of this 1613-nucleotide messenger RNA. RefSeq names its product histone H2A-like. Gene Ontology annotation, cellular component: nucleosome. NCBI's taxonomy places the organism in Eukaryota, Metazoa, Chordata, Actinopteri, Anguilliformes, Anguillidae. Gene Ontology annotation, molecular function: structural constituent of chromatin; protein heterodimerization activity; DNA binding. The coding region runs from base 95 to 514 and encodes 139 amino acids. The record is from RefSeq and is a predicted model, not a curated record. The transcript has a single exon.
CCUCAGUUCAGAGCAUCAGUUGAACGUUCAUCUUGUGAUAACAACAAUUGGAGCAGAACGGUUUUUGCGAAGGCGUUUGUGACAGUUUUCUAAUAUGUCUGGAAGAGGAAAAACAGGAGGAAAAGCGCGUACAAAGACCAAGACACGUAGUUCGCGAGCUGGCCUGCAGUUUCCUGUUGGUCGUAUUUAUCGGCUUUUGCGAAAGGGGAACUAUGCAGAGCGAAUUGGCGCUGGAGCUCCGGUGUAUUUGGCCUCUGUACUGGAAUAUCUUGUCGCUGAAGUGUUAGAAUUGGCCGGAAACGCAGCCCGCGACAACAAAAAGGCCCGUAUAAUGCCCCGUCAUUUGCAACUUGCCGUUCGCAACGACGAAGAGCUUAACAAACUCUUCGGUGGCGUGGUCAUCGCUCAGGGUGGUGUCUUGCCGAACAUACAGGCCGUACUUCUCCCCAAGAAGACCAGCCAGGGUGCUGUAGGGGCUGGGAAGGCGAAGUCUGUGGAUUCCCAGGAAUAUUAAAUUAUCACUUCUCUAAACCCAAAGGCCCUUUUAAGGGCCACACAUGGCUCCUUUUAAAAAGCAGUUCCAACUUUGGUGAUCCUUCAGUUGCCUUGGCAGGUUCUUGUAAGCCUUCUAGGUCUUUAGCAGUUUAGAAGCUAGCAGCUAAAAAUUGGCAAAACUAAACCUGGACUGAUGUAGUGGUCAUGCUUUGAACUGAUGGAAGAAGUUGCUGAAUAAAGUUUUUCUGAGUUAUGUAAUUGGGUCUGAGGCUAAGGCCAAUAAGAUUACAAGUCUUUUUAAUAUGAACUGGCAAGUUUUGUAGUCCUUCUCAAUUUGUGUGUUUAUGACUGCUGCAAAUUUCAAAAUGUAAGCAAGUACCAGGGAAUAUUUUUGCUAUAGGGCCUGUGAUUACAAAAGUUGCUUGAGCUGCACUAGGCCUACUAGCUUUGGCCCAUAACUAACCUCAUGGCUUAAUAUUUUUAGGAACAUGGACAAUUUAUGCAAAUGUCAACUGAAUGUUCACAUGGCUAUAUUGCUUAAGGUCUUCCUUUAGUUUUAAUUGCUUUUAAUCAUGGGAUAGUCCAUGUGAUGUAAAGCUCAUUCUUGUAUAGGCACAACAUGAUUGAAAAUGUACGUACUUUACAGAUACCUGAGAUGGGAAUGGGAGCUCUAGUUGCAGCUUCUCCUCUAAAGAGACAUGGAGGCUGUGGCCAGUCAAAAAUGGAAUUUGGUUUCCUGGACUGUGUGGAAUGAACUGGGAUUUGUUCAGGGCAUGUGUGGACCAAAAGGUGGUGGCCACUUUAUGGCAGGAGGGCAUCCAUCUUGUUACAGCACAUGUUUGCCACAGGCACACACAGCAGUGCUGGUGUGAGGUAGGGUUUCUGACCGGAGUAGUUCCAAUGAAUGAUGUGAAACUAAUGUAGUAGAGUAAUAUAAUCCAACUCACUUUCAGGACAGUAACAUGUAUACUGACCCACAGGAUGUAACCAUAUAUAGCGUGUAUACUGGCCCACAGAGUUUUAAAAUUUAUAACGUGUAUACUGCCCCAAAUGAUUUGGUAAUUUAAAAUGACUGGCUACUGGUUGGAUCUAUGCAAUUGGAAAAUUGUCAGGCGAGC